Molecule: messenger RNA, 3059 nt
Organism: Haliotis rufescens (red abalone)
Lineage: Eukaryota; Metazoa; Mollusca; Gastropoda; Lepetellida; Haliotidae
Product: tubulin alpha-1C chain-like
Exons: 3
Coding region: 155-1513 (452 amino acids)
Biological process (GO): mitotic cell cycle; microtubule cytoskeleton organization
Cellular component (GO): cytoplasm; microtubule
Molecular function (GO): GTP binding; structural constituent of cytoskeleton
Source: RefSeq, a predicted model, not a curated record
CGAGUCCUAGAUAGCGUCCUAUAAGAAGCACAGCACGUGGUCAGCAGGUUCAAAGUCGCUCACUUAGGACACCUUAUUGUCUACGUGAGUUGCACCUGCCGACUGACUCGCCGGUAUAUUCUGUGUUGGACGGCAUUUCCAGGAACCACAGAAAAUGAGAGAAGUCAUCAGCAUCCACAUCGGUCAGGCUGGAGUACAGAUCGGCAACUCCUGCUGGGAAUUAUACUGUCUGGAGCAUGGCAUUCAGAAUGACGGUCGGAUGCCCUCGGACAAGCCCAUUGGGGGUGGGGAUGAUUCCUUCAAUACCUUCUUCAGCGAGACUGGGUCUGGGAAACACGUCCCAAGGGCCGUCUUUGUCGACCUUGAACCAACAGUAAUUGACGAAAUACGAACAGGCCCGUACCGUCAGCUCUUCCACCCAGAACAGCUGAUAACAGGCAAGGAGGACGCCGCCAACAACUACGCCCGAGGUCACUACACCAUCGGCAAGGAGAUCGUCGACGGUGUGAUGGACAGAAUUGGGAAGCUGGCUGAUCAAUGUAGUGGACUCCAGGGUUUCCUCAUCUUCCACAGCUUCGGUGGCGGCACUGGCUCCGGCUUCACCUCUCUGUUGAUGGAGAGACUGUCCGUUGACUACGGCAAGAAGUCCAAGCUUGAGUUCUCCGUGUAUCCCGCUCCCCAGGUGUCCACGUCCGUGGUCGAACCCUAUAACUCCGUACUGACCACACACAACACACUGGAACACUCGGACUGUUCCUUCCUGGUCGACAACGAGGCUAUCUAUGACAUCUGUCGACGUAACCUCGACAUUGAUUAUCCUUCCUACACUAACCUGAAUCGUCUGAUCAGCCAGAUCGUCAGUUCAAUCACAGCCUCUCUCCGAUUUGACGGCUGUUUAAACGUGGAUCUUAACGAGUUCCAGACCAACUUAGUCCCUUACCCGCGCAUCCACUUUCCCCUGAGCACGUACGCUCCGAUUGUGUCAGCAGAGAAGGCUUUCAGAGAGUCAAUGACAGUUUCUGAAAUCACAACUGCCUGUUUCGAGCCCGUCAACCAGAUGGUAAAGUGCGACCCUCGUCACGGCAAGUACAUGGCCUGUUGCAUGCUAUAUCGUGGUGAUGUCGUCCCCAAAGACGUCACCGCAGCCAUUGCCAACAUCAAGACCAAGAGAAGCAUCCAGUUCGUUGACUGGUGUCCCACCGGGUUCAAGGUCGGCAUCAACUACCAACCACCAACAAUUGUUCCUGGGGAUGACCUCGCCAAGGUCCAGAGAGCUGUCUGCAUGUUGAGCAACACUACCGCCAUCGCCGAGGCCUGGGCUCGUCUCGACCACAAGUUUGAUUUGAUGUACUCCAGGAGGGCGUUCGUCCACUGGUAUGUCGGAGAGGGUAUGGAGGAGGGGGAGUUCGCUGAAGCUCGGGAGGAUCUGGCAGCGUUGGAAAAGGACUAUGAGGAAGUGGGAGCGGACAACGCCGAUACGAUGGGGGACGACUAUGACCAAUCAGAGUACUGAGAGGGACAUGUGCAAUACCACUCACGCAUUAUCAACAAUACAUCAUAGUGUAUUAUAGUGCUUAGGGGUAGAAUACAUCUAUAGUAAGACGAAAACCAGACUGCAUGGGGCUGACUAGUGAUUUUUCAACAACUAAAUCCAACUGUCAGCUAUGACUGUUGUUAUAUUCACGUGUGUGUUUUGUAGUGUUGGGGUUACGCUAUCUGGUACUCCAGUCAGGGUCAUACAAGUAGUGCCAUGCCAGAUAUUAGAGUGACCAUUUAUUGAUUAUUGAACUGUAUUGUAAAAGAUACUUUGGUAUUGUUUGACCCCUUUCCAAAACUUGGAAUUACGGUAUUUCUUGACCCUUGUGGUUAUUAAAAGUGUCGCUCUGUCGUGCCAAAGUCCUAGGUUCGAUUCCCGACAUGGUGUCCCCUGCCGUGAUAUCCCUCGGCAGCAGAAGAAGCAUUGUAUUUAGAUUUUAUUUUGUUUAAGAUCCACCUGUCACUCGACGGCCGGUUUUACAAUGAAACCAAAUAAUUAUUUCGAGCUAACAAACGUUCCUUGAGAUAGAGGGGCAAAUAUAAUGCAUAGGUGACUCCAUUUCGCUAACUUGAAAUACAGCGACAUUUUGUGAACUCGAGCUCCAUUAUGUCGUCAAGAUUAUGUAACAUUAUGGUCACUGUAGAGCCUUUAUCGACAGCAGUUGUAUAUCAGCACCACGGUAACCUCGAAUAUGACAAUACAACGAGUUUGACAUAACAUGAGGCUAUAUUCCCAUACCUGACUCGACAUUGUUAUAUCUUACCAUCCAUCCAGCAUUAAUGCGACUUAGAUGUAGUCCCCAGCGUUCCGUGUCCUGAUAAAAAAAAAAGAGAGCUGAGUUGAUAAAUAUUAUCCUUUUAUGGAAAUAUUUUAUAUGUUCAUGCAAGAACCAAAGGUACAUUUGUGACACAGGUUGCCCUGUCGUCACAGGCGCCGCACUUCGCUGUGGUAUAUGCCUACAACCGGUUCCACUUUGGUUUUAACGUCGUCAUACAACUGAAGUACUCUUGAAGGUGGCGUCAAUUCAAACUCACUCAGGCAGUCACCCAAAGGUUAACUAACGUCCGCCAUAUAUAUCACACAUUUGUACAUAACGAUAUAUGCGUGUUUUCUGCUUACAUUUAAAAUCAACUGCACACAAAACGAUUUCGUUCAAUAGAGUUUUCUUUAAUUCCUUAAAUUUGCUCUGGAGGAUAUGGAAUAAAGCAUCAUAUGUACAUGGCUUUGAAUUGAACUUUCGCUCUUUUACAAUUUGUAGUAUUAUUACGUAUAAACAUAUUUUAGUUAUGUUUUUUUAAACUAUUGAGAUUUUUUUUAUGAAUUUGAGAUGAAUGAUACAAAUUUUAACAUUGAUUACAUUUUAGGAUAUCGCAUGAAGCUGAUUAAGUUUUUAAAAAAUGAACAUAUUUUCAUUAAACGUGAUGAGCGUUCUUUCAAAACCGGAUAUAUAUCCACGAACACAUAUUGUGAAUUAAAAUGAUGGUUUUGAUGAUUAUAUUUCUGAAUAAAUCAAGUUAACAAA